Messenger RNA from Biomphalaria glabrata, 1483 nucleotides. RefSeq names its product arginine-hydroxylase NDUFAF5, mitochondrial-like. The transcript has 12 exons. The coding region runs from base 126 to 1433 and encodes 435 amino acids. The record is from RefSeq and is a predicted model, not a curated record. NCBI's taxonomy places the organism in Eukaryota, Metazoa, Mollusca, Gastropoda, Planorbidae. Gene Ontology annotation, biological process: mitochondrial respiratory chain complex I assembly. Gene Ontology annotation, cellular component: mitochondrion. Gene Ontology annotation, molecular function: S-adenosylmethionine-dependent methyltransferase activity.
UUUCAUUUCCUAGUUCGUUUUUUUUUUCUACUUUCACUUUCGUAACAGAAAGUUCACCAGGGACUUAAAAUAGUUUUAUCUUUUUUUUUAAAUUUAUUUUAACUAUUCUUAAAAUGUUUUGAAAUAUGCAUAAGAUACCAUUUCUUAAUUACAACUAUGUAGCUAGAUCUAGAGCUAUUGGCAUUCUUGAAUUAGAUCUAGAUUUAGAUUACCUACAGCUGCAGCAUCUCCGACACAAACGCCACAGCCACAGUUGCUCAAAGUCAAAUAAAUAUACGUCAACAACAGAAAGACGACAUACAACAGGCUUUCUUUUGAAACGUUCAAAGCUCCCUCUAAAUUCAAAUAAUAGUUUCUGCAGACAUUUAAGUUCCAAACAGCAAGAUGUAAUAUUGAAUGUGUUUGACAGAAAGGCUAAAGUUCUUCAAAGGGAGAGAGCAGCUCAGGGAUUUGAUGGAGAAGAUGUCUCUGUAUAUGACUAUAUCAAGGACGAGUUUGGUUAUAGAACUGCAGACAGAGUCUGGGAUAUAAAAAGAAAGUUUGGCGUGGUGGUUGAUUUAGGAAGUGGACGAGGUCAUGUAAGCAAACAUCUGAGUAGAGAGAUGAUUGAUACUGUUUAUCAGUGCGAGUUUUCUCCCUCAUUUCUGCACCAAGCAGCUGUAUCACCAGAGGUCCCGACACAUAAAAUGCUUGUGGAUGAAGAGAAUUUGCCAUUUAAAGAGAAUUCAAUCGAUAUGUUCAUUAGUAGUUUAAGUCUUCAUUGGGUCAAUGACUUGCCAGGUUGCUUCAAGCAGGUGUUGAGAGCACUGAAGAGUGAUGGCUGUUUUCUAGGUAGCAUGUUUGGGGCUGACACACUCUAUCAGUUGAGGGUUUCGCUUCAGCUUGCAGAACUAGAAAGGGAAGGGGGAUUUGGUCCACACAUAUCCCCUUUUACAACAGUUAAUGACCUGGGAAACUUAUUGUCUAGAGCUGGAUUUGUUUUACUGACAAUAGAUUUAGACGACAUCACAAUGAAUUAUCCCUCAAUGUUUGAGUUAAUGUUUGAUUUGAAAGGUAUGGCUGAGAAUAACUGUGCAUGGAGACGAAAACCUCAACUUCACCGUGAUUCUUUAAUAGCAGCAGCUGCCAUCUACAAAGAAAUGUACGGAAAUGAAAAGGGUAUUCCUGCGACAUUUCAGGUUGUUAAUUUUAUUGGCUGGAAGCCGGAUCCUUCACAACCACAGCCAGCAAAGCGUGGGUCUGGGCAAGUGUCCUUGAAAGAUAUAGACAAGCUGGAUCAAAUAACCAAACAGAUUAAACUUAUGGAAGAGUCAACACAAGGGGAGGCUACUGAUUCUAAUGAUACAGCCAAGAAAAGUCAGGAGCUGGAGGAAGAGUUACAAAACUUGGCCAAUCAUUAUGAUGACACAGACAAGAAUAAAUCAAAGAAGUAGAAAAAUACAAUUGAAUUUAGUCAAAGAAAAUAUUACGUUUCAAAAACUUU